Molecule: messenger RNA, 213 nt
Organism: Euleptes europaea (tarantolino)
Lineage: Eukaryota; Metazoa; Chordata; Lepidosauria; Squamata; Sphaerodactylidae
Gene: HSBP1L1
Product: heat shock factor binding protein 1 like 1
Exons: 4
Coding region: 1-213 (70 amino acids)
Biological process (GO): cellular heat acclimation
Cellular component (GO): nucleus; cytosol
Molecular function (GO): transcription corepressor activity
Source: RefSeq, a predicted model, not a curated record
AUGGCGGAGAGCGACCCCCAAAGCGCCAGGGAGCUCUCCCGGUUUGCAGAAAAUCUACUACAACAGGUACAUGAAAACUUUCAGGCGUUGGCUGACAAAUUAGCUCUACGAAUGGAAGACAUGGGUGAGCGUAUAGAUGAUCUUGAGAAACACGUUAAUGGACUAGUGGCUCCAGCUGGUAUAGAAAAUGCCAAUGAAGAACUAACGCACUGA